Monoraphidium neglectum is the source of this 636-nucleotide messenger RNA. Its product is annotated as anthranilate synthase component I. The transcript is spliced from 4 exons. Gene Ontology annotation, biological process: L-tryptophan biosynthetic process. The annotation marks the transcript as partial. The record is from RefSeq and is a predicted model, not a curated record. Lineage: Eukaryota; Viridiplantae; Chlorophyta; Chlorophyceae; Sphaeropleales; Selenastraceae.
AUGGGCCGCACAUCGGGAUCCUGCGCGACGCUCAUGAUCUGGUCGUCGUGCGCGCCGAGCGCCGCUGCCGCCCCCGACCGCGCUUCCGCCGCCGCGCCCGCCCCCGGCGACGACGGCUUUGCCGCCUUCGCCGCCGCCGCCGCGACGGGCGCCAAUGUCGUGCCCCUCUACCAGCGCAUCUUCUCCGACCAGCUGUCGCCUGUGACGGCGUACCGCUGCCUGGUCAAAGAGAACGACAUCGACGCGCCCAGCUUCCUAUUGGAGUCAGUGGUCAACGGCGACCAGCAGGGGCGCUACUCGUUCGUGGGCGCCAUGCCCUCGCUCGAGAUUGUCGCGACGCGCAACAAGGUGACGGUGCUGAACCAUGUGGCCGGGACGCGGCGGGAGACGCAGGAGGAGGACCCCAUGCAGGUGGCCGUCCAGCUCAGCCGCAACUGGCGCCCGGCCAAUGUUGAGGGCCUGCCUGAGGUGUUCACUGGCGGCUGGGUGGGGUAUGCGGGCUACGACACCGUGAGAUACGUGUACGCGGGGAAGAUCCCUUUCGACGGGGCGCCCGAGGACGACAGGGGGCUGCCUGAUCUGCACCUGGCGCUGUACAACGACGUGGUGGUCAUCGACCAGGCCACCAAGGCGCGU